UCUCCCCUAACCGCAGCUCCGGUUCCCCCCUCGCUCCACACCUGCCUAACCUUAAACCGACUACAUACCUUUGCAAUGGCUGUCACUAAAGCUACUACGAGGUCGACUACCACUAAGCCCAGGGCUGCCAAGUCCAAGGAGGUCAAGCCGAAGGAGACUAAGGCGAAGGCACCUAAGGCGGCUGCCGGCAAGGAGAAGGUUGUCGCCGGUGCCCCUCACCCAUCGUUCAAGGACAUGAUCAAGGAAUGCAUUGUCGAUCACAAGGAGGAGGCUCGUACAGGUGUAUCGCGUGCCACUAUCAAGAAGUACAUCAGCGAGAAGUACAAGCUUGACCUCGAGAACAAUGCUUCGAACGCGUCCCACCUGAACCGGGCCAUCGCGUCUGGUGAGAAGGAGGGUAUCUUCGCCCUCCCCAAGGGACCUUCUGGCAAGGUCAAGCUCGCCCCCAAGAACAAGCCCGCUGCCAACGAGAACGCGCAUCCUGCCGGGGAGAAGCCACACAGAGAGAAGGCCGACAAGGUCACCAAGCCUGUCGCUGCGGCCAAACCUCUCAAGAAGCCUACUGCAAAGGCUGAUGCCCCCGCAAAGAAGACCAAGGCUGCUGCAGCACCCGCGAAGAAGACUCUCAAGGCCGCCGACGCUCCCAAGAAGUCAACAACAAAGGCUGCUACCGCACCCUCGAAGCGAAUGAAGAAGGAUGCGCCCGCGAAGAAGACGACCAGCGCGAAGGCGAAUGCUAAGAAGGUACGUUUCCCUCAUGUCCAUUGUGUAUGCGUCGUUGAUGAUUGUUCGUUCGCGUGAUAGCCCGUUGCGAAGGCGGCAGCAAAGACGGCGGCGGAUAAGCCUAAGUCAACCGCGAGCGCUAAGCCCCGGUCGAGAGCCAAGAAGGUCGGUCCCCAUUGUCCACCCUUUUCGGAAACGUGCUGACUUCUGUUCAUAGCCCGAGUCUAACGUCGUGUAAGCGGCGGAUGGUCUUCGUGUGUCUCUUGUCUUUGGGCUACAUUAUUAGUUUCUGUUAUUCCUUAUCUCUACCAUCGGUCCCGUCGCCUAGUGUCACUGGUCUGUACGAGUAUGUGCACCUGUAUGAAGAAGCAUCUAGUCUUUGUCAUGCUCCGUUAGUUCUAUCUAUGUUACUAUGGAUUUAUGACC
Messenger RNA from Fomitopsis serialis, 1149 nucleotides. RefSeq lists its product as uncharacterized. Gene Ontology annotation, cellular component: nucleosome. Gene Ontology annotation, biological process: nucleosome assembly. Gene Ontology annotation, molecular function: DNA binding. The coding region runs from base 76 to 801 and encodes 241 amino acids. The record is from RefSeq and is a predicted model, not a curated record. Lineage: Eukaryota; Fungi; Basidiomycota; Agaricomycetes; Polyporales; Fomitopsidaceae. The transcript has 4 exons.